AUGCUGCAGGAGAAAAUUGCUAUGCUUCGAGAAAAUGAGUCAUUGCUAAAAGCGAAUGAGAGUUUAAAUAUAGAAAAGGAGAGCUUACUGAAAAAUAAAGAAGUUUCCGAAGGUCAAAUCAGUGCCUUAACCAAAUCAUUAGAAGCGCUUCAUAAGGAUCUUAAGGACAGGGAGAAACUGGUGCAAGAUUUGAGGAAGACUUUGGAGCACCAACGGAAGGAACUUAAUGAUUGCAGAGCUGAAAUCACUGCACUCAAAAUGCAUAUUGAAGGAUCCCGUUCUUCACAGAAUGUGGUAGCUAUGGAUGUUGAUGUUGUCCAAUCCCGGUCCUUGGAAAAAUACAAGGAAGAGAUAAAAGCUUUGCAGAUGGAAAUUGAAAGAUUAAAGGCAAAAAGUACAAAUGCUCCUGACUCUGUAGGCUCUGUAUAUUCUGAGUGUAUGCAGACUGAAGAGAAAGUAGUUGAAGUGGAUCAAAAUAAAAUUGUAAUCUCUCACCCAGUUAGUAUGGUUGAAGUGGUAAACAGUGAAGAAGAAGCUCAGUCAUUGGCUACUCAUGCCCUUGAUGAUAACACAAUUAAACAACCUGAGGAAGUUUCACAGGAGGCAUUUACAAGUCCUUCAAAUGAAAAUAAUGCUUUAGAAAACAGUGAAAGUAUUCCCGAACAGAAUGAUGAACCACCUCCAGAAGACAGUGGGCUCAAUCCGAAAUCAGGCAGUCUUAGGGGUGAAGCUGACAAAACGGGUUUAGGAACUAUUCAGAUCCUAGCAGAUGCCUUGCCCAAGAUUGUUCCGUAUGUUCUGAUAAACCAUCGGGAGGAGCUUCUUCCUCUGAUAAUGUGUGCAAUUGAGCGCCAUCCAGAUGGCAGCACACGAGAUUCCCUGACCCACACACUAUUUAAUUUGAUCAAACGUCCAGAUGAAAAGCAGAGAAAAAUUAUAAUGGAUGCUUGUGUUACCCUUGCUAAGAAUGUUGGAGAGAUGAGAACAGAAAUGGAAUUGCUUCCUCAGUGUUGGGAACAGAUAAAUCACAUGUAUGAAGAGCGUCGGUUGCUUGUUGCACAAUCAUGUGGAGAGCUUGCAGAAUUUGUCCGGCCUGAGAUUCGUGAUUCUCUUAUUUUGUCUAUUGUGCAACAACUGAUAGAAGAUUCAGCAACUGUUGUCCGAGAGGCUGCUGCUCGUAAUCUGGCCUUGCUGCUUCCACUCUUUCCGAAUUUGGACAAAUAUUUCAAGGUGGAGGAUUUGAUGUUCCAACUGGUCUGCGAUCCAUCUGGAGUGGUGGUAGAAACUACACUUAAAGAUCUACUUCCUGCAGUUAUCAACUGGGGAAACAAAUUUGACCAUAUUUUGAGAGUGUUACUUUCUUAUAUCUUGAGCUCUGCUCAGCGUUGUCCGCCUCUUUCUGGGGUAGAAGGGUCUAUGGAGUCACAGCUGCGUGUUUUAGGUGAAAGAGAGCGCUGGAAUAUUGAAGUUCUACUGAGAAUGCUAGUAGAAUUGCUUCCUUUUGUGCAGCAGAAUGCAAUUGAGACUUGUCCAUUUUCGUCUGCUUCAGUGUCAAAGGGAGCUUUUCCUAGUUCCUUGCUUGAAUUGUAUGCAGGGGGACAUGUCGACUGGCCAACAUUUGAAUGGAUGCAUACCAACUGCUUUCCUGAUUUGAUACAGCUGGUCUGCAUGUUACCUCAGAAAGAAGAUAAUUUGAGAAACCGAGUUACUAAGUUUUUGCUGGCUGUUUCUGAACAAUUUGGGGAUUCUUACCUAACACACAUCAUGCUGCCUGUAUUCUUGGUAGCAGUCGGUGAUAAUGCCGAUUUGACAUAUUUUCCUUCAACCAUUCAUUCAAGAAUCAAAGGUCUGAAACCGAAAACUGCUGUGGCUGAGAAACUUGCUACUAUGUGUGUACUUCCACUUGUCUUGGCUGGUGUUUUAGGUUCUCCCAGCAAACAUGAACAAUUAGCAGACUACUUAAGAAAGCUGUUAGUUGAAGGCACCAUGAAAGAGAACCAUUCAGUGAAGCUCAGUGCUGAGACUGUUAAUGCUGUCCGCUUCCUCUGCACAUUUGAGGAAUAUCAUGGUAUGGUAUUUAAUAUUUUAUGGGAAAUGGUUGUCAGCUCCAACUUGGAUAUGAAAAUCAAUGCUGCCAAUCUGUUGAAAGUCAUUGUACCAUAUAUUGAUGCAAAAGUUGCUUCUACUCAUGUUCUUCCUGCAUUGGUUACUCUUGGGUCUGACCAAAACCUGAAUGUGAAGUAUGCAAGCAUAGAUGCAUUUGGAGCUGUGGCACAACAUUUUAAAAAUGACAUGAUUGUUGAUAAGAUACGAGUUCAAAUGGAUGCUUUUCUUGAAGAUGGAUCCCAUGAAGCAACUGUUGCUGUGGUCCGUUCAUUGGUGGUGGCAGUACCACAUGCAACUGAUAGACUCAGAGAUUAUUUGUUGUCCAAGAUUUUCCAUCUUUCAGCAAUGCCAACUUCUUCAAGUGAUGUCAUGCGUCGCCGUGAGAGAGCUAACGCUUUCUGUGAAUCAAUCCGGGCUUUGGAUGCUGCAGAUCUUUUGCUACCAAUGUCCGAGACUUCCUGUUACCUGCCAUACAAAACCUGUUAAAAGACCCCGAGCGCUGGACCCAGCACAUAAAGAAGCCCUUGAAAUAAUAUUGAAAGAAAGGUCAGGUGGAACUCUUGAUGCUAUCAGUAAGGUAAUGGGUGCCAUCUUGGGAUUGCAUCAUCAGUUACCAGCCUUUGGUGAAGGCGGACUAUUGGGCAAGAAAGAAAAUGCAGAGCCACUGACACCCACCACACCUGAGCCAGUUGAGUCCCCACUUACAGUCACUGCACCUCUUGCGGCAGAGGACACUAGAUUCAGGCGAAUUAUGAGGGGGAAUUUCACAGACAUGCUCAGGGGCAAAGCAAAGACCACAGAGGAUAAAUGAUGUAUUUUUCACUCCCAAUUCAGUUAAAGUUUUGUUUGGCAUUAUCUGAGUUCAAAACAUGUGAACAUUGAGAUAUAUGAUUUUAAUCAUUUUUUAA
This is a messenger RNA of Pistacia vera, 3014 nucleotides long. Its product is annotated as RAB11-binding protein RELCH homolog. Gene Ontology annotation, biological process: intracellular cholesterol transport. The transcript has 16 exons. Gene Ontology annotation, cellular component: recycling endosome; trans-Golgi network. The record is from RefSeq and is a predicted model, not a curated record. Lineage: Eukaryota; Viridiplantae; Streptophyta; Magnoliopsida; Sapindales; Anacardiaceae. The coding region runs from base 1 to 2592 and encodes 863 amino acids.